AUGUCUCGACAGCUCGCUCAGCCUCGACCACCGAUUCUAUCUCUACCGGUAGAAAUUUUCCAUAACAUUAUAGCUCUCGCUAACUCCCACCCCUCUGGCAUCUCCAUAUUUGAGGUUAUCAAGUACAUGCAAGUCUGCCGCUAUUUCUAUAAUGUACUUCAAAGAACGCCCACCCUUUGGACUCAUGUCGCCUGCGUCGUUUCGAGUCCCGAUCAUGUUGGAAGGUUUCUAGGCGGAGUCGAUCAAGCAGUUGCGAACUCGAGAAAUCUGCCAUUAACUUUGCGCCUAUGCAUCGCUGCCCAGAUUUCCAAUGAUCAGUUCAGCAGCAUUCUCAGACGCAUUGCCUCGUGCGGGUCCCGCUGGGAACACUUGGGCGUGCAAUUCGCAGGAAGCCACGACCCGUCUCACGCUGAAAGGUGGUUUCCGCACCUCUGGGAGAUGGCACAGGCGGUCGGACUGCCCAAUCAAUUUAUAAACGUGCGUUCCCUCUGCUUCGACACCUUUAUGGGGAGCACUCGAGCUGUACUGGUCCAGUACAGCGCUGAUAAUUGGAAUCUUCCCCAACUCUUCCCGAAUCUUCGCAAGGCAAUGGUACUCAGCUCCGAGUUAUCACACCACCUAACAUCGACCUACCGGCUUCCAGAUCAGCUUUCCCAGUCCCUGGAGGAGUUGUCCCUUAAAAGUGUAUUCCAUAACACUUCAUUGGUUAUGGUGAGGGACAUCCUCGCUCGUGCCCCCCACCUAAAGAAGCUCAGCCUUAACGUGUACGAUAACUCCACCUUUGUUACUUCUGCAGCCCGGCCAUCGACCGCUCUCCGACACACUUUCCUGGAGGAAUUGGAUCUCGAGGGUGACGCGGAUUUCAUCCCUAACCAGAUCCGCUCGAUAAUCUGUCCUUCGCUCGUUUCUCUUCGUCUAUCCAACGAAUGUCAAGAUGAAUUCCUCUACCAAGGCGAUUUUGUCGGUGAGCUGCUUGCAUUAGUAGGUUGGCCGGCAUGUGAAUUGCAAAGCCUCGUGCUUGAUUACGUGACAUGCCUUUCCAAUGAGAGCAUGGUCCGUCUCUUUGCAGGGCUUCCGCAUCUCAACGCCGUAAAAAUCAGCAUCACCACGGACCCAGGCAUCGACGAGCGCUUCUUCGCCAUGCUUUGGCAAAGGUCCGGUAAUGGCUCGUUCCUUCCUCGGUUGGAGUCUUUUGAAUUCGAGGUUUGGACUACAUUUGGCCACGAGGACUAUGAGCUCUUUUCAGUCCAGUCUUUCGCCAACUUUGUCGAGGAUCCUCAAAGAAAGGGCAGUGGUCCGUUUGCUCAUCUUCGUGCGGCGAAAUUUACUCUCGACGGGGACACAGUUUAUAGUAGUGGAGGCAUUCAUUUUCCUGUUAUAUAA
Molecule: messenger RNA, 1383 nt
Organism: Coprinopsis cinerea okayama7#130
Lineage: Eukaryota; Fungi; Basidiomycota; Agaricomycetes; Agaricales; Psathyrellaceae
Exons: 1
Coding region: 1-1383 (460 amino acids)
Molecular function (GO): protein binding
Source: RefSeq, a predicted model, not a curated record